AUGGAAACUUUUCGUGAUGAUGUACCACUUAAUAUCAAAGAUAUCCAUACUUCCACCUGCUUUUGUAAGAGCCGGAUGGUUACACCCUGUGGAAUCGCUGUAAAACCUUCUUUGGAAGUAAGCAAAUCAGAUAAUUUUAUUGGGAAUUGUGAAACAAUAGAAUUUCAAGCCAAUAGGAUCGAUGAACUAAUUUCAAAUAGGAUAAAUGUUGGUGGAUGUCACUGUGAAGUACGCCUGUGUAUCAGCUUACAAAGAAGAAAAAAUCCUAAUCUUACUUGGCAUAUAACUGCAACAAGUCCAGUUAACGAAUUAUUCAAAUGA
Molecule: messenger RNA, 321 nt
Organism: Trichobilharzia szidati
Lineage: Eukaryota; Metazoa; Platyhelminthes; Trematoda; Strigeidida; Schistosomatidae
Source: the annotation of a GenBank genome assembly